AGUAAAAUCAUCUUGUCGAUCUCUUUUUAUAGGAAAAGUUUCAUAAAAUUACACCAACAUGAGUGUAUAUCUUUAGGAACAAGUGUGGAGGGUGUUAUAGGCAAUUCAACAAAAAGGAGCACUUGGUGGAACACAUGAGGAUCUCUUAUCAUUCGGUUCAUGAACCUACUUGUGGUAUUUGCAACAAACAUUGCCGAUCUUUUGACUCCCUCCGUGAACAUCUCAUUGGGCCAUUGCCGAAACAAGAAUGUAAGAACAUUUUCAGCAUCUGCGGCUGCAGAUUCUGUCUUACCAUCCUCGAAAGCCCCAACGCUCGUAGGAUCCAUCAAGAGAGAUGCCAGCUCUCAAACGUCAAUUCUGGAUUAGUGACUCGUAUGGCGGCCUUAGGCCUAAGAGACAACCCUACAAUCGACUACAUGUCUUCAAGGUCACCUCGAGUGGUCGCACUCUCAUGCAAGAUGGUUGGAGGAGGCAGUGACGGAUCACUUGACCUAUGCGGAAGGGUUUGCAUUACGGAUGAGAACGAAAACAUUUUAUUCCACACGUAUGUGAAGCCAACGAUACCUGUAACGAAUUAUAGGUAUGAGACGACAGGGAUACGACCUGAGAAUCUAAGGGACGCAAUGCCAUUGAAGCACGCACAGAGAAAGAUUCAAGAGUUUCUUUGUAAUGGAGAACCAAUGUGGAAGAUUCGUCCAAGAAAUGGGAAAGCAAGGAUUCUCGUCGGACAUGGACUUGAUAACCAUCUUGACUCUCUUCAACUUGAAUAUUCUUCCUCCAUGAUAAGGUAUGAUAUUCAUGUGGGAAUACAAGAUCCAUAUGAGGACUGCCUCGCGACAAUGAGGCUAUACACAAGAAUGCGAUAUCAGAAACACAGGGCCGAGGCCUAUCCGGUGGCCUCGGACACGCAGAACCGCAAUAACUUUGCGGCGUGGAGGCAGAAUGAACUAGAGAGGAUGUCUCCAGAGGAGUUGCUCGACCUUUCACGUUCAGACUAUUACUGCUGGUGCUUGGACUCGAAUGCUUGAAAAAGAAAGUUAUACUGAUGGU
Arabidopsis arenosa is the source of this 1050-nucleotide messenger RNA. The record is from the annotation of a GenBank genome assembly. Lineage: Eukaryota; Viridiplantae; Streptophyta; Magnoliopsida; Brassicales; Brassicaceae.